GCCACAAUAGCUAUAAAAAGAAGAGCAGUUGUCACUCUGAAAUAGCUAAAAUAGAUCAAGAGCAUAGUUUCCUCCAAUUAAAAGAAAAGAUCGUAAAAGAGAAAAGAGAGAGAGGCAAGGUUACAUUUCAAAUGGAGGAGGUUGUGAUCGUAGGAGGCGGCAUUGCGGGGCUAGCGACGGUGGUGGCCCUGAAGAAGGUCGGUGUGCGAGCACUGGUUCUUGAGAGAUCAGAGGGGCUGAGAGCCACCGGCUCGGCCUUGAGCCUCUUCCCCAAUGCCUGGCACGCGCUCGACGCGCUCGGGGCUUCGGAUAAGCUCACCUCCCUUUACACUCCUUUUUCCAAGGGUUACGUAACCGAUAUGAAGACCAAAGCCAUUCAGGAAGUGCGUUAUAGUGCAUGCAAAGGGAGUGGAGGUGAACAAAGAACGGUACACCGGAAGAUGCCAUUGGAGGUCUUGGCAGAGGAAUUGCCUCCAAAUACCAUCCGUUUCUCUUCAAAGCUCACUUCCAUUGAAACCCAAGUGGAACAAGGCUCGUCAAUUUGUAUCCUCGCGCUUGAGGAUGGAACUGUCAUCAAAUCUAAGGUUGUUAUCGGAUGUGACGGGGUGCAUUCUAGGAUAGCGCAUUGGUUAGGGCUCGGCGCGCCGGUCGAUUCGGGCCGGUCUGCAAUUCGCGGGGUGGCCGUGUACCCGCGAGGCCAUGGGUUCAACCAUGAGGUUCAGCAAUUCGUUGAUGUCUCCAAGAGGGCUGGUUUUAUUCCUCUCAACGACAAGGAGGUCUACUGGUUCUUCGCUUGCAAAGCUCCUCCAAAAGGUAUUGGUGCGGACAUGGGAGGAGACCCAAAUUUACUACUAAGAGAAGUGGCUGACAACUUAGCCAAAGACUUUCCUUCGGUGUACCUCGACAUCGUCGGCCACUCCGACCUUUCCACCUUGACGUGGGCCCCGUUGAUGUUUCGCUAUCCGUGGGAUGUCAUGCUUGGGAACCUGACCCGCGCCAACGUCACGGUGGCCGGAGAUGCCAUGCACCCCAUGACGCCGGACUUGGGCCAAGGUGGGUGUUUGGCCCUCGAGGAUGCGGUCGUGUUGGACCGGCACAUCAGAAACUCGGUUUCCAAAAGGGGUGAAAUUGAGACCCGUCAUGUCGGGUUCGCCCUCGAGAGCUACGUUAGGGAGAGGAGGUGGAGGGCGGCGACAUUGAUCACAGCGUCGUUUUUGUCAGGUUGGGUUCAGCAGGAUGGGUCUAGUUGGUGGAUGAAGUUCCUAAGAGACGUUGUAUUCUACAAGUUUCUAUUGGGAAGAGCCGUUAGUGCUAGUAGGUAUGACUGCGGCAAACUUUGCUAAUGUCUCUACUUUGCCUUCUUCUAUUCGCCAACAGCGAUCGUCGACCAGGCAAUAUUAUAUAAAGGAGCAAAUGGACGAUUUCCGAAGUCUCACCACAAUCAUUGUACUUGAUGGAGAGACGAUUACAACCAAGAAAGGAACAAGAACUCAGCUUGUGGGUUCAUUACAAAUCGGGAGCGAGAUAUCACUAAUGCAUCAUAUAUUCUACAAAUUAUUCAGAUAUUUAGUAUAUCUAUGCGUAUCUUGUACAUGACCAGAUUUGUGUCUAGAUUCGUGGCAUGAUAUGUCAUAGCGGAUGUUUUUUUUUUUUUUUGGUUUCAGGCCAAUAAAUAGGCCAUGGUUGUAACAUCGAAAUUAAGCAAUUCAAUUGUUUCAUUUUUCUCA
This is a messenger RNA of Syzygium oleosum, 1727 nucleotides long. Its product is annotated as monooxygenase 2-like. The transcript is spliced from 5 exons. Bases 132 to 1343 code for a protein of 403 amino acids. Lineage: Eukaryota; Viridiplantae; Streptophyta; Magnoliopsida; Myrtales; Myrtaceae. The record is from RefSeq and is a predicted model, not a curated record. Gene Ontology annotation, molecular function: FAD binding.